Molecule: messenger RNA, 3528 nt
Organism: Octodon degus (degu)
Lineage: Eukaryota; Metazoa; Chordata; Mammalia; Rodentia; Octodontidae
Gene: Timp2
Product: TIMP metallopeptidase inhibitor 2
Exons: 5
Coding region: 210-872 (220 amino acids)
Biological process (GO): negative regulation of membrane protein ectodomain proteolysis; negative regulation of endopeptidase activity
Cellular component (GO): extracellular matrix
Molecular function (GO): metalloendopeptidase inhibitor activity; protease binding
Source: RefSeq, a predicted model, not a curated record
CCGAGCGCGCAGCAAACAUCCAUAGAAGGCCUGCGGGGAGCCGCUCGCUCGCCGCCCCCACCCCGCUUUCUUCGCCGCCACCGCCGCCGAGAAGCUGCCCCCCGCGCUGUGCCCUCGUCGCCCUCGAAAUCCGCAGGGGAGAAAGUUUGCGCCGGUGCGCGGGGCAGGUGAGGAGGGGCGUGCCGGCCCCCGCCGACCCCCGGCCCGCCAUGGGCGCCGCGGCCCGCAGCCUGCGGCUGGCGCUCGGCCUGCUGCUCCUGGGGACCCUGCCGCGCGGUGCCGACGCCUGCAGCUGCUCCCCGGUGCACCCGCAACAGGCGUUUUGCAAUGCGGACGUAGUGAUCAGGGCCAAAGCGGUCAGCGAGAAGGAGGUGGACUCUGGGAAUGACAUCUAUGGCAACCCCAUCAAAAGGAUUCAGUACGAGAUCAAGCAGAUCAAGAUGUUCAAAGGACCUGAGAAAGACAUAGAGUUUAUCUACACAGCCCCCUCCUCGGCAGUAUGCGGGGUCUCGCUGGAUGUCGGUGGGAAGAAGGAGUAUCUCAUUGCAGGAAAGGCCGAGGGGGAUGGCAAGAUGCACAUCACCCUCUGUGACUUCAUUGUGCCCUGGGACACCCUGAGCACCACCCAGAAGAAGAGCCUGAACCACAGGUACCAGAUGGGCUGCGAGUGCAAGAUCACCCGCUGCCCCAUGAUCCCAUGCUACAUCUCCUCCCCGGAUGAGUGCCUCUGGAUGGACUGGGUCACAGAGAAGAGCAUCAAUGGGCACCAGGCCAAGUUCUUCGCCUGCAUCAAGAGAAGCGAUGGCUCCUGCGCGUGGUACCGUGGGGCAGCACCCCCUAAGCAGGAGUUUCUGGACAUCGAGGACCCGUAAGAGGCCGACAGCACCCCUGUGGCCGAUUGAGAAGCCUCCAAGGGUUUAGACUGGUCCAGCUCUGACAUCCCUUCCUGGAAACAGCAUGAAUAAAACAGUCAUCCAAAUGGGUCACAUCAGUGUGAUUCUGCCCCUCCCCAUUGUCCUGUUAAAUGUGCUUGUGGGCCAGAGGGAGUGGUGGGCCCAGAUCCCCCUGUACCCUUCCCUGAGGCACCGUGUGUCUCAGUCUUUGAUCCUGGGGUAGGCAGGGGUGGGACACUCAGACUCCCACCCAGGCCUGCUUGGUGCCAUCCCAGAGGCUGGGCAGGCAGCAUUGAGGGUCUCUGUGGCCUGGUGAGGGCAGAGCCUGGAAAUGUGCAUUUUGCAGAAACUUCUGAGGGUCAUUGUAAGACUGUGUAGCAGGCCUACCAGGUCCUUUUCAUCCUGAGAGGGGCAUGUCCCUGAUUUUCUGCAGCAGACACCUCUCUGGCGUAGGGUGGCAGUCCCUGCUCCUUGCAAGUGCCCCUCAUCUCCCCUGGGCCCACCAUGGACCCCAGCACCUGUAACUCCCCCAGGCCCAGAAGCCACCUUGAAACCAGGGGCUCAUUCCUAGAGAAGCUCCACUCAAACGUGUAAAUCUACGAAGUUCCACUAGGAACCUCCCUAGAGACGUGUGGCAAGAGACCCCUGCUGGGCCACAUUUUGACUUCAGCUAAAUCUCUCCAGCUUCCCACCCACACAGUCUCCUCAGCUCCUAGUGGGGAUCUGUGUGGUGUCCUGCAGAGCAGGUGUCUGGGGGUAGAGAGGUUGCUCAGCUGCCCUCAUAGUUCACUCCCAAGCUUCUCCAGUUGAUCUUGCCUCCUUCCCACCAGGCACUGGGACACUGGAUUGAGCCACUGAGCUUUGCUUUCCCCAGGCUGGCACACGGCGUGGCUGGCUGUGUUCCCUGUUUGCACAAACUAAGGAUGGAGAUGCUGGUUUUGCCAUUUCCUGCAGGCUUAGUGGCAUCUCCUUCCAAGACUUGACGGUCACUAAUUUGCUGCGGAUCUCUGCGACUGACAUUAGCUAAGGGGUGGACAGCUUGUGUGACGCUUCCGGUCCUUUCUAGGCCUCCAUGAUGCUGUGGCCCGUUUUGAGAGACAUCCCAGUUUUCUAAAGAUAAAUUCCUAAAUAAUGUGUUAACACAAGUUGUAGGUAUGCCAAGAUAGGCUUCUGUUUCUUAUGUCACAAGGAUCACCCACUUAAAGAUACUUUACAGGGAACGAGGGAACCUACCUGUCCCAGAAAAAUGGUUUUCUGAUGCCAUUACCAUAGGAGUUCACACAGUACCAACAGAGACUCAUUUUACUUUCUACUUGUGUUAUAAUGAUAGACUUCUCUGAGGACACACACACACGCACACGCACACGCACACGCACACACACACUAUGCAAACACACAAAUGAAAUCUGACAGCCUAGGAGUGGCCCUUCUGUAAAACGCUUCCCAGGUCACCAUCCUCUAAGCCUGUUUUAUUCUGCAGCAGCCCCAAAGCAACUGAGGACUCCUGACCCCCGAGUGGCAUGCAGCCCCUAUGCCCACUGGGACCUGGUCAGCACAGGACUUGAUGACUUCCCUUUCCAGGACAGACUGGGAGGCUAUCCAGGAAUCAACUCUUGCCCUGAGGGCAUUUUCAUGCUGUACAGUGAUAGAAAGUUGGUAAGAUGUCAUAAUGGACCAGUCCAUGUGAUUUCAGUAUAUACCACACCACCAGACCCCCCGCCCCAAUCAAUAUAACACCCCACCCUGUUUGCUUCCUGUAUGGUGAUAUCAUAUGUAACAUUUGCUCCUGUUUCUGCUGACUUCUGAAAUGUUUGGGUUUAUUUCGGACAUCCGCUGUGAUCAUUCCCGUGCUGUGUUUUUCAUUACCCUUGGUAGGUGUUAGACUUGCACUUUUGAGACACAGUUACUGCAUCAAGGAAACAUUGGACUCACAGUGGAAGGCGUGACAUGGUAGCUGGCCCGUGACAGUGGCUCCCUUCAAAUCUUCUCUUUAGUCCCUUGACCAGUGUUGCUUUUUCUGCCUCCCAUCUUUUGUUCUCCGGUUCAAAUUAUUACAAAGGAGAGAACCUCUGAGUGGUUUGGUUCUAAAAGGUGGCCUUUAAAUUUGAUCCACACACAUUGGUUUUCUAGCCAUGCUGAGCAGCAGGAGAAAAUAAAAGUCAGAUCAAGAGGAAGUGCUGGUGGUAGCCGAGAGACAGCCACUCAAAGACCUUCCCAGUAAACAAUGGCAGUAUAUAUAUAGUGUAAGAAGGAUCUCUAUUUGGCCUUGUUUAAUUUAUAUUAUAUCCUAAGCACUGCUCUUUCCUCCUAUUCUCGUCAUGCAAGCAACUCUAAAUAUUUAAAAUGAAGUUUACAUUGUAGUUGUUUUAAAAAUCUUUGCUUGAUAAGUUUUAAGAAAUAUGGGACUUUCUGCCAUAAUUUAAAGCCUUGUUGAUUUUGUCUGUUUUUCUUUGGACUUGUUGUGGGGGAAAGCAGUGUGUUCACGCUGAAACAGGACGUCUGAGCCCCCCGCCUGAGCUGGGAACACAGGAGAGUGGUUGGAAAUCAAUAGCAGACUGCGCAUGUCCCUGAUGCUUUGUAUCAUUUUUGAGUGAUUGCUCCGUCAAUGGACAAUAAACCAUAUUAUCAAACAGAA